CCGCGCCCGACACGCUCCGCGUCUCGCGCCGAAACAUGCCCAGGUACAGAUCUUCCAAGUUAGGACAUGUACAAGCUAACCAAAGGCAUCAAGAAGAAAGUUAAGGGCAAGAAAAAACCCACCGAGGAGGAGCUCGAGCAGGAAGAGCUACGCCAAUAUCGUCUUGAAAAGCAGCGAGAGCGGGAGCAAAAGGAACAGGAGCAGAGAGAGCAGGCGCAGACCGAAGAGAGUGGCGAGGACCAGGAGGAAACAGAGGCGGCAGACCCAAACGCUGAGUCCAGCCAGCGGCAGGAGAAGUCGGCGCCCGAGUCGGACGAGUGGGCUAAAUUUCGUGCUCUCACCUCUGGUGUUGACUCGGUCCUAAGCACCACCAAAGAGAGUCUUCAGACCAUCAAGGAGACCAGCUAUUUUAUCAGGAAGAAGGCCGCAAAGGAUCCCGAAGAAGGCAAGAGAGACGAGAAGCCGGCUGUUGCCGUCGCUAGCAAGCCAAAAUGGGUAGACGUUGACGCGGGGGAAGAGGAAGAGGAAGCUGAAGAACCAGCCGCAGAGCCUGUAACAGCGCCGGUUGAAGAGCCCCCAAGAUCACCGACACCUGAAAAGGUCGACUUAGAAUUGGUGUUAUCCGAGGUUGAGAAGCUCGAGCGUGCCCAGUAUUUCGAGGAGGACGUGUUCAACACCGAGUACGUGGACGCGGUCACCAGCGGUGAUAUCAACUUCGCUGUUAUACCGGAUAGCCCGACCGAGGAGGGAGACGAUCCGUUUGACACUUCGGUAGUCGAUCAGGUGCUCCGCGAGACGCCAGAGCAGCAGAAAAGGAAUAAACUAAAGGCGAUCAAGCUAGGCAAGGCCGUUCAACUCUUGAGUGGAGCUCAGGAGGACGCUGAGAAGCCCGAGGAGGCGGAAGGCCCCGCUGAGGCUCCGAGCGCCCCGGGCCCUCACAGUCAGCUGCCGGCCGACGAGGAUUUCGACCCGUUCGACACGUCCGCCGCCGACCAGUUCGGCCACACGGAGUUGCGCGUGCUCGAGAGCGAGCUAAUCGGCGAGCUGUCGCCCGUAACGCUCGACCCGUUCGACACGUCGAUCGCUGAGCGAUACGGCACAACCGAGCUGCGCGUGCUCGAGCGCGAGUUCGCCGCCGCCGACGCGAGCCCAACGUCGGUGCUGAAGCGCUCCGUCAGUGAUCCCGACUUUGACCCGCGCGGCGACGAGAAGGUUGCGCGCCCCGAGACGCCGCAGCUGGGGGUGAAUCUGCUGGACUCGCAGCUGGGUGGCGGCCACCUGGUGCCGGUCCUGGCCGCCAGCGCCGUGUCGGAGACGGCGGACGAGGCCGAGCUUGCCGACCCGUUCGACACGAGCAUCGCCGACAGCCUGCUGCCGGGCCAGGCUGAGCUCCAGGUGCUCGAGCGUGAGCUGCUCCAGUCGUGA
Messenger RNA from Pollicipes pollicipes, 1425 nucleotides. RefSeq names its product protein stoned-A-like. The record is from RefSeq and is a predicted model, not a curated record. The transcript has 4 exons. NCBI's taxonomy places the organism in Eukaryota, Metazoa, Arthropoda, Thecostraca, Pollicipedomorpha, Pollicipedidae. Bases 67 to 1425 code for a protein of 452 amino acids.